UGGGGUGAAAGGGGGAGGGGGGAAAAGGUUCCUGGGGUACCUAGACCCGAGAGCUGGCCUGCCGGGUCUAGCCCCCGUCCACCUUCAAAAGUUUUCCAACUUUCCCGGAAAGCCCCCAGGGGUCUGCUUCCUCUUGUCAGGGCAGACAUACCUGGAGCUAAACUAGGUUACUUGGAGACCCAGGCGUCCGGGCCCUAAGAGCUCCUGCAGAACCUUUGACCAAAUAAGGGCAAAGUUGCUUCUCUUGCCUCGCCCGCCCCCCUCCCUUCCCCUCUCCGCUUCUGCUUUUCCUGAAGGAGAGUUCUGAGCAUCCAAAGACUCCUCACUUUUCCCACUGAUUCCCUUUAUUUCCUGGGUUUACUUUCCCCCAUUAACACUGAGAUCUAAAUCUCUAGAGGAGUAUGUCAUCCCUUCCUCCCUGGUCCCAUAUUCUAGGUUUGAGAAUCAUGAUCGUUUUCUGCACUAACGUUCCACAGUCCUCAGAGUUUCUCACAGUUCAUUGAUGGGUACUGAGUAUAUAACUUCGCGGGGUGGGUCUUUGGAGAACAAGGUGGGAAUCUUGGUGCACUGACUAACUUGAUGGGCGCUUGGUUCCUCUUCCAGCCAGCUGAGGUGGGUGUCCUGGUUGGCAAAGACCGGUCAAGUUUUUACGUCAAUGGGCUGACACUUGGGGGCCAGAAAUGUUCGGUGAUCCGGGACUCACUGCUGCAGGAUGGGGAGUUUAGCAUGGAUCUUCGUACCAAGAGCACCGGUGGGGCCCCCACCUUCAAUGUCACUGUCACCAAGACUGACAAGACGCUAGUCCUGCUGAUGGGCAAAGAAGGUGUCCACGGUGGUUUGAUCAACAAGAAAUGUUAUGAAAUGGCCUCCCACCUUCGGCGCUCCCAGUACUGACCUCGUCUGUCCCUUCCCCUUCACCGCUCCCCACAGCUUUGCACCCCUUUCCUCCCCCAUACACACAUACACCAUUUUAUUUUUUGGGCCAUUACCCCAUACCCCUUAUUGCUGCCAAAACCACAUGGGCUGGGGACCAGGGCUGGAUGGACAGACACCUCCCCCUACCCAUACCCCUCCUGUGUGUGAUUGGAAAACUUUUUUGUUUUUUGGGUUUUUUUUUUUUUUUUUUUUUUUUCUGAAUAAAAAAGAUUCUAACAA
This is a messenger RNA of Mandrillus leucophaeus (drill), 1155 nucleotides long. It is a transcript of the gene PFN1, whose product is annotated as profilin 1. NCBI's taxonomy places the organism in Eukaryota, Metazoa, Chordata, Mammalia, Primates, Cercopithecidae. Gene Ontology annotation, biological process: positive regulation of actin filament bundle assembly; actin cytoskeleton organization; regulation of actin filament polymerization. Gene Ontology annotation, molecular function: actin binding. The transcript is spliced from 2 exons. Gene Ontology annotation, cellular component: cytoplasm. The record is from RefSeq and is a predicted model, not a curated record. The coding region runs from base 580 to 894 and encodes 104 amino acids.